This is a messenger RNA of Paramecium pentaurelia, 603 nucleotides long. The record is from the annotation of a GenBank genome assembly. Lineage: Eukaryota; Ciliophora; Oligohymenophorea; Peniculida; Parameciidae.
AUGUCAAAGAAUGUUAAACAGUUACUUUAAGAUCCAAAUUAUACAGUACCAUUAGAGGUAAUCAAAAGAGAACUAAGUAAAGUACCUGGAGGAGAUGAUGUAAAAUAUUAGAUUUUAAUUUUAGAAAUAUAAAGAGAUUCAAUAAACAUUAUUGCCUUUAUUAAUGGAUGGAAUAGAAGAAUUAUCAAAAGAAUUAGAGACUAUGAUAUAGAAUCCUGAAAAGAUUGAUCCUGAAGAAAGAGAACGUUUUAAUCCUUGCAUUUAUUUAGGGUAUAUCAAAUGAACUAUGUUUUUAUAGAUAAUAUUUAAUGAGAAACAAUCCAAAGUAGUAUUGAUUAAAAUAAUAAUAUAUUAAUUAAAAUAUUUAAUUUUAUAUGAUUAGAAGAAUCUUUUGGAAUGUAAAGAAUUCAUUUUUUGGAGCAGGAAUGCUUAUUUUGAUUCCAGUUCAAUUCAUGUAUUUCCCAGUUUUACUUGGAGUCCCAACAUAUGCAGCAACUGUAUUAUAAUCUGGUAAUAAUUAAUCUUAAAAUAGGUCUAACAUAUUAUGAUGAAUAUGAUGGAGAUGUCAAUGAAGGAAAUUAUUAUAAAACCAAGAGUGCAUGA